CUGGAGGUUUUCUAGUCUUCAAAUGAGAGCCGCUGUAUUGAGUUUCCUUGGAGCAGUAGCCGCUAUAGAAGCGCAUCGUUUCCCUGAAGAAGAACCCACCUACUACUGCCAUCCCGAGAUCGAGUGGGAUAGUGUUCCUCCUCGUGAAGAUGAUUCUGGAGCUCAACUGGAGCGUGUUCUGGUGUUUGCCCGUCAUGGCGCUCGAAUGCCCGUGCAUGACAUGAUGUGCUGGGUUGGAGAUGAGACUAGAUAUACCUGUCCCACUGAGACCUUCUAUGGCUUCACUAAUAGUCCCUCGGGUGGAAGAUCCCCUGCCUUCACCCGCAUUCGUGGCAAGGAGGGUGUUUUACCGGGAGACAACUGUGUAUUGGGUCAGCUCGUUGACGCUGGAGUACAGAUGCAUCUUGCUAACGGAAAGCAGUUUGGUGCUUCCUACAAAACUGCCCUUGACUUGGACGAUGUCCCGAGUGAGCCCCAGGUGAUGUUCCGUUCCACCGAUGUUCCGCGAGUGUACCAGAGUGUCGAAGCUUUUGCCAUGGGAAUGUUCCCCGAUAUUAUGACUGAGGAUCCUUCGAACCUCGAGAUCAUCAUCCCUGAUAGUCAGAGAGAUACUAUGACCCCUAGUGCUCAGGUGUGUCCUCGCCUUAAUGACGCCUUGAAAGUAUUCUACGAUUCUGCUGAAGCCAAGGACCGUGUUGAGAGGUCUAGGUUCGAGCGUGCUUUCAUGGGGUUCGUUACUGGUCGCCCUGACGACUUCAGUACUGAGAACCCGGAAGAUAUGGAGCAUCUUUACUCUGGUCUUUAUGACUGCUUAACGAGUCAUGUUUGCUCAACUGUCCCUAGCGAGCCCAAGAAUGUUCCCCUUGGCCUUGGUACUUCCAGUCCUUUAUUCGAGCGUGUUGAGGAGGAUGCUACGUUCUGGUUAAACAACCGCUAUGGUACUACAGAGGAGUUGCGAAGACUCGCAUAUGGUCCUCUGAUCAAGGACGUACUCGAAGACUUGAGCAUUCCUGGCAGGCGUUUCUCAUUGUAUCUUGGUCACGAUACUGGUCCGGCUAACUCCCUCACUGAUACUCUCCAGUUGAAGUGGAUGGAUUCUGGUAACGCCUGUGCAAAGUAUUGGCCUCCAUUUGGAACCGCGUUGAUAUUGGAGAUCUACUCUGACAAUCAAGCUCGCUGGAUCUAUAACGGUCGUGUGACUUCCGUCGAAGCCAUCGAGGAAUGUCGCGGCAAGUCUCUCUGCAAUUACGAGUCGCUAUACGAGUAUCUCACGACUGUUGUGCCCAACAAGUUUGAGUGCAAGGGUAUCCCUGAACCGACUCGUGGUGGGAGCCUCCGUGGAUAGAUAUUUUACUACUGAACUUUUUUUACUACAACUCCGAAGAAAUUUUGGGUGUUCACCUGUUCCUAUAUGCUGCCUUUUCGGGCGGUUUUCUGUGCGAUAGACGUUUAUGUAGUUACUUUCCUAUG
Perkinsus marinus ATCC 50983 is the source of this 1470-nucleotide messenger RNA. RefSeq lists its product as hypothetical. The record is from RefSeq and is a predicted model, not a curated record. Gene Ontology annotation, biological process: dephosphorylation. The coding region runs from base 23 to 1345 and encodes 440 amino acids. The transcript has 12 exons. Gene Ontology annotation, molecular function: phosphatase activity. NCBI's taxonomy places the organism in Eukaryota, Perkinsozoa, Perkinsida, Perkinsidae.